Messenger RNA from Nanorana parkeri, 2454 nucleotides. It is a transcript of the gene ADAM19, whose product is annotated as ADAM metallopeptidase domain 19. The record is from RefSeq and is a predicted model, not a curated record. Lineage: Eukaryota; Metazoa; Chordata; Amphibia; Anura; Dicroglossidae. Gene Ontology annotation, biological process: membrane protein ectodomain proteolysis. The transcript has 21 exons. Gene Ontology annotation, molecular function: metalloendopeptidase activity. Bases 124 to 2454 code for a protein of 776 amino acids.
GCCAGUAAGCCUUCCAGUCGCCUUGACAACAUCUUCUCACAUUCUGAAGUUAUUGAACCGCACUGGUUGACACCCCAAAGCAUAGAAAAUACCAACUUGAAGUACCCUGCACAUGUAGAAGUCAUGCUUAAAGCAGAAGGAAGAGAACUGAUCCUAUCUCUACAAAGAAACGAACAACUCAUCCACAUGAAUUACACAGAGACCCAUUACAGCCCCAGUGACAUUCCUAUAAUUCAGAAACCCAAUGUGACGGACCACUGCUAUUACCACGGAGCUGUUCACGGGCAGAAAGACUCCAGUGUAGCAGUCAGCACCUGCUCAGGAAUAAGGGGACUAAUAACUGUAAGCAAUAAUCUAAGUUAUGUGGUGGAACCACUACCAGGAGACAGCCAUAGACAUCUUAUUUACCGAGCAGAACAUCUAUCCCUUCCGGGAGGGAAAUGUGGACACUCAAGCAGCGAGAAGCAGAAUUUUUCUAGCCUCCACAGACCUCAUUACAGGGUGAAGAGAGAGGAAGCAGAGGGGGAAAGGUGUGUGGAGCUCUACCUAGUGGCUGAUUACGCUGAGUUUCAGAAACUUGACUCAGACUUGGAGCAGACCCAGAGGAAGAUGCUGGAGGUUACCAAUUAUAUAGAUAAGUUUUACAGAACACUAAGGAUUCGAAUUGCAGUGGUUGGGUUGGAGAUCUGGACUGCUGGAGAUAAGUGCAAUGUCUCAGAAAACCCAUAUAUGACCUUACGUGCCUUCCUAUCCUACAGAAGAAAGAUCCUACAGCAUACGCCGCACGACAAUGCACAGCUAAUAACAGGGCGAUCUUUUCAUGGUACUACUAUUGGGCUGGCCCCACUUCAGGCAAUGUGCUCUUCCUAUCAGUCUGGAGGUGUGAAUAUGGAUCAUUCUGACAAUGCAAUUGGAGUUGCAGCCACAAUGGCUCAUGAAAUGGGACACAAUUUUGGCAUGAAUCACGAUGCUGCUGGCUGUUGUACAGCCAAACCUGAAGAUGGAGGCUGCAUAAUGGCGGCUGCUACUGGACACCCUUUCCCUAAAGUGUUCAAUGAUUGUAAUAAGCGAGAGUUGGACCGCUUCCUGCGCUCUGGAGGGGGGAUGUGCCUCAGCAAUACCCCAGACACAAAGACCCUUUAUGGAGGAGCACGUUGUGGAAAUGGCUUCUUGGAAGAGGGGGAGCAAUGUGACUGUGGGGAUAUCGAGCAAUGUGACAAUCCAUGCUGCAAUGCUUCAACCUGUACCCUGCUGCCAGGGGUGGAGUGUGCCCAUGGGACCUGCUGCCAUCAUUGCAGACUCAGGCCACCUGGGUUCCCGUGCCGGAAGACAUCCAGAGCUUGUGACCUGCCAGAGUUUUGUACCGGACAUUCUCCUGUGUGUCCUCCCAACUCCUUCCAGCUGGAUGGAACUUCCUGCCAAGACGAAAAAGCUUUCUGCUACAACGGGAGGUGUCUGACCCACCAACAACAGUGCCGGCAGCUCUGGGGAACCGGAGCAAGCAUUGCCCCGGAUGUGUGUUUUCAAAAGAUUAAUGCCGCCGGAGACCAAUAUGGCAACUGUGGACGAGACAUAAAUGGUGAAUAUCGGAAAUGUGAAGAUGGGCAUUUCAAGUGUGGAAAGAUCCAGUGCCUAAGCUCCUCCUCCAGACCCAUAGAGCACAACGCCGUGGCCAUAGACACCACAAUCACGGUGCAGGGGAGACGUGUGCUCUGCAGGGGGACACAUGUUUACAGAAUGACUGAAGAGGAAGAUAUGAUGGAUCCCGGCCUAGUCCUUUCUGGUACUAAAUGCGGAGAAAACCAGAUUUGCUUUGAGGGACAGUGCCGAAAUACCUCCUUUCUUCAAUUGGACGAGUGUACGAGAAAGUGCAAUGGAAAUGGGGUUUGCAAUAAUAACCAGAACUGUCACUGUCGACCUGGUUGGAAGCCUCCGUAUUGUAACCAGACAGGAAAUGGUGGCAGCAUAGACAGUGGACCGGUACCUACUGAGGGUGCACAGUCUGUUGUACUUUGGAUAUUUCUCUCUAUAUUACUGCUAGCUGGGUUAGCAGUCAGUGCGUCCGCAUACCUUUAUAGAUGCAGGUGCCUGAGCAGAUUCCUCAAAUCAGACACUGGUCCUGCAGCUGGCUAUCUGCACACCAGUGACAGCAGUGAUAAGUGCAAAAUCGACCCUACCUCCAGGCACAGACCGCAGACCACAGUGGGCUCAAAAAGUCCAGUCAGUUUACAGUCUAACCACAGGACAGCAGAUCAAAGGUCUCCAUCCAGUCAUCAUCCUCAAAGCAGACAGUUAGAUGGUGGAUCCACACAUACCGCAUCUCCAGUAAGAAUGCCUCCACCCAGCAGACCAGCACCACCUCCUCCACCUCAACCACCUCCAAAGGUAUUGCAACCCCCCAAAAGAGCGCCACCUCCCCUACCGCCAAGUAGGAUGCGGCACACUGCCAAGUGA